AUGGUACUAGUUUGUCGGCUGCGGAAAUCACGACCAUCAGAAUGCAAUACUACUUGUGUGGUUUAGAUUCAUUCCAGCACGUCUCAGGUUUGCUGUUGUUUGUAUGAUUGUGUGUAUUGUCGCCUUUCUUUAAAUGAAGACUAAGGAGUUCAUUUGCGUGUGAGUGAAACAAGCAUUUCAGUCUUUUAAAAAGAUGUUAAGCAUGUUGUUAAUAAAGUAAAUCAAAGUGACCUGUUUUCCUCUGUGAUUUACUACCUCUCAUAACAUUUUGCUUGAGUUUUUAAAUUUGCAGUACUUGAUUAAUGGGCUACAUUUUACAAUAAAGAGUGAGACUAUGACUUUCAGAAAUACAAUGGCCUCCAUGCUAAUUAACCCACACAUGCAUACCAUUUUUUACUCAGUUGUAGUUCCAUAAAAUCUGCAACCAUGGUGAUGGCAGUUAGCUAGAUUAGCUCUAAACAAUGUAAUGAGAUAUGGCAGCCAUCAUCUUUUUCAAUUACAAUAUCAUGGGAUUCUAACAUAAUUUCCAGCUGCUGCUAUUGAAGUAUGAAAUACAAAACAGCAUGUUGUUAUGUGGGCUUUCAGGAGAAGAAUACUCAAUCAUAGAUAGUUGUUGUACACUAGCACUGGUUUAAAGCAGUUCUUUUUGAGUGUCUCAGAGUUAUUCUGUAAAUGCCAUGCACUGUGUACAGCACCCUACUGACAACCUCUGUUACAGUAGCUGUAGUCACAUGGCUGAUGAAUUUGCACACACAUCUCCAUCAUUCAUUUAACAGUGUUACAGGAGCAGGUCGGUCUGUAGUGGUGGUUGUAUUCUUCAUCAUUCUUGCUGAGCCUUGGUUAUUGAAAUAACUGGCCUCCAGGCUCCAGGUAUGAAUGUAUAUAAUGUGUGGUGGUCGCUUUCUUGUAAUACAUAAUAAUGUAACAUGUAUGAGAAAAUCAAGGUACAAAGGAGAGGUGGAUGAAGGGAGCUUGUCAGCUGAUAAAACAGCACCCUUACUGUUGCUCUGCACCAACAUUCAGUAUUAUGAAAGAGAUGACACUGCCACAACUGUCUCUUACCAGGUUAAAUAAGUGUCCUUUGCUUUUCAAAGAGAGAAUGUAUUGACUGAACUCUUUGACUCUACAAGAAAUGGUAAUAAUGCUCACUUUAUGAAGAGGAUCCAACUAAAGUGCUCCUUGACGUAGUUUCUUUGAUGAAAUGCACCGGCGGUGCAAAUAGGAUUUUCAAGUUUUCUGGACUAAGAAUUUAUGAAAUCAUAUUGAAGCAUAUAUGCAGAAUAUGAGUAGUUGCAGUGGUGGAAAGUAGGGCCUAUUUAAAUACAUUAUUCAAGCACUUUACUGGAACACAGGUUUGAGGGGGUUUGCUUUACUUGAGUCGACCUCACUGAAUUUUACUUUGUUGAUUCUGAUUUUUUAUUGGCUCAGAUCAAAAAACAUGACACACUGAUUUGUUAUAGAAUAAACUACCAAAUAAAGUUAAAGUUGGCUCCAGGUGUUUACAGGUUAAUGCGUCAGUAUUUUCAGUCCAAGGGAAUUAUAUAUAAUACUGUACUCCAGUAGGGGCUAUUUUUGUGCUUAAUGAAUAGUUUAGAUACUUGAAGUACAUUUUGGGUGUCUACUUCUGCAUUUUUACUCAAAUAGAAUUUUUAUGCAGGACUAAAAUGGACUAUUUUAACAUUUUCGUAUAGCUAUUUUUACUCAGUAAAGAAUCAGAGUAUUUCUUCAGUCACUCGUUCGUUUCACUUCUCUUUAAAAACCCAUUUGGCACAUACGUCCAUCAUUUGGCACCCUGAAAAACUUUGAAGUCCCGACCCUGAAAUCAUAGCUGCCCACUGUACUGAUUGACAGUGUAUCAGCCAGUUAUAAUCAUCUACAAAUCUACAUUACCCUAAAAUGUCAUUCUCCAUUGGCUAGUAGCAGCCGUCAGUCAAUACGUCAUGAUCCCCAGCCAACCAAUGGUUAGGUAGUUUUUUGUAGUUUUUGUAGAUGCUGAGCAACAGGCUGUGCCCCUGCUGAGGGUACCAUAACGAUCGGGAUUAAACGUGUAUUUCGUUGGUCAUCGUUACUAUUGAGGGGCCUUUAUGAUUUAGGUUUCUCUCAUUUUGUGUACCUGGGGUAGGUAGCAGAGGAUAACUGCAUAUACGCUGGUUUUUAUAGACUAACCAGAUUUGUUCGCGGCCUGGGCAUGGAUGAGGCACGGCCUACCAGUGGUGCUCAAGCCCACGGGCUGGUGCCGCUGUUUCCUCCCGGACUGCAGGCUAUUUACGGGGAAUGCAGGCGACUUUACCCCGAACAGGCUAAUCCGCUUCAGGUUACAGCCAUUGUAAAAUAUUGGUUAGGGGGACCAGACCCGUUAGACUACAUCAGUAUGUAUAGGAGUAUGGGCUGUCCAGCUCAGGACAUCCAGGAACAUUGGCACUAUGUCAGCUUUGGACUGAGUGACCUGUAUGGGGAUAAUAGAGUUCAUGAAUUUACAGGAGCAGAUGGGCCCAGUGGGUUUGGCUUCGAGCUCACCUUUAGACUCAAAAGAGAGGUGGGAGAGACAGCCCCACCAACCUGGCCAGCUGAACUCAUGCAAGGCUUGGCUCGCUAUGUGUUUCAGUCAGAAAACACAUUUUGUAGUGGCGACCAUGUAUCGUGGCACAGUCCGCUAGACAACAGUGAAUCUCGUAUCCAGCAUAUGUUACUCACAGAGGACCCACAGAUGCAACCUAUUCAAACACCAUUUGGCACAGUGAGCUUUCUCCAGAUUGUGGGUGUAUGUACAGAGGAGCUACAGGCGGCCCAACAGUGGAACGGCCAAGGCAUCCUGGAGCUGAUGCGUGGAGUCAGAGUAGCUGGUGGCCCCUGGCUAAUCACAGACAUGAGGAGAGGGGAGACCAUUUUUGACAUUGAUCCACACCUACAACAGGAGAGAGUGGACCAGGGUAUCGAGACAGAGGGCUCUAACCUGAGUGGGGUCAGUGCCAAGUGUGUGUGGGACGAUCUGAGUCGACCGCCAGAGGACGAGGAGGACAGCCGAUCCAUAUGCAUAGGAUCACAGCCACGGAGGCUCUCAGACAAAGACACGGAGCAGAUCAGGGAGACCCUGAGAAAAGGGCUGGAGUUUAACAGCAAGGCAGCGCUACCACCCAUCAACAGCCAAAAACCGAACCAUGAAAGACCUCAGAGUCGGAAGGACAGUUUGGAGAGUGAGAGUUCAGCGGCCAUUGUUCCUCAUGAGUUAGUCCGAACACGACAGUUGGAGAGCGUCCAUCUGAAAUUCAACCAAGAGUCAGGCACACUGCUGCCCCUCUGCCUGCGGGGCCGGUUGCUCCACGGUAGACACUUCACCUACAAAAGUAUCAAUGGAGACACAGCCAUUACCUUUGUGUCUACGGGAGUUGAAGGAGCUUUUGCUACUGAAGAGCAUCCGUAUGCAGCCCACGGCCCCUGGCUUCAGAUAUUGUUGACUGAAGAGUUUGUGGAGCAAAUGCUUGGGGAUUUACAGGAACUUAACACUCGUGAGGAGACAAAGUUACCAAAGGAGUACAGUUGGCCAGAAAAGAAGCUGAAGAUCUCCGUACUACCAGACUCGGUGUUUGAUAAUCCACUACAAUGAGACGCUUAAUCACUAAAUAAUACCAACAAAAACACCUACACACACGCACACACACACACACACACACACACACACACACACACACACACACACACACACACUCUCACACAUACUCACACUCUCAGAAUGGACCGUUAUAAACAGGAGAACCAAGACAUGCGGCGACCCUGAGCUGUCAGGGCGCACAGAUUCUUCUUCCCACAGCAGACGGCCAGAGACUGUUUCACUCUAGAAGAUGAUCCGACGGAUGAUCUAAACACUUUUGCCUGUUACUGCAUUCUCAGACUUGCCCCGCUGUUUACACCGUUUCUCUGAGGCUUGAAUGCUUUUGAGAAUGUCAGAUCAGCCUGUCCAGAUGGUCGACCUGUAAGAACAAUCAUAGGUGACACACUAGCUGUAGGGCAAAACAGGAUGUUCCCCCAGUAAGGCCUGCCAAGGUCUGAGGUCCAAAUUAUACGUCACUAAUACAGUUGAGCACACUCCUGUGAUCACCAGACAUAGUGUCUCUAAUGGUUGCUGGUUGAUGUUCUCAAAAACGGAUCUAUUUAUUCCAUUGGCCUUAGAAAGGAUGGAAAAGUCACAUGUAGUUUUUUUUUGUUUGUUUUUCAUUUGAGCUUGUGUAUAGUAUUUACAAAUGCUGGACAUUUUUCUCUUAUGUGUUUGUGUUCAUACCAAAGUUUUAACUGUUGGCACUCCACUGCCAGCACUGUCUGUGUCUCAAAUAUGUCAUGAUUCAGUAAUAAUAGGCAGGCUGAACUAUGAUCAACUAUUACUCACUGCCUAUUCGUGUGGGAUAAUCACAAAAGCAUCUGAACUGUUUAUUCGGUAUCUGGCAAAUGCUGCAGGUAAAACCACCUUUUCUCCCCAGUGCCAAGAACAUGACUCCUGUAUUGAGUAAUAUUUUUCUUUGGAACGCGUCCUCUCUCACGCACGAUGAUGCGUGUUUUAAAGUUAUGAAAUGUAAUACAUCAAGUCCGUUGUAAACGUUCAAAGAGUGGUAGUCCGUGUUCAGCGUCCUCUCUCAAGCGUUGUCUCCAGUGGCCACAUAAAAAUGUGUUUUUUUUAUCAGUUGGACCUGCUUGAAAGUGAGUCAGAGAAAAGUUCCUCAGUGCCUUGAGUUGAAAAGGACCACACAGUCCCUGUUGACUCUCCAUGCUGCCUACAGUGCCGUGGUUAUGAGACAUCACUUUGGAUGAAGGCUGCUGUGCUCAUUGUUUUUUUUUUGUGUUUUUUUUUCCUGAUACUGUCAUUACAUUCCAAUUUAACACUAAAGCAGAAAAAACUACUUUUACUACAGUGUCUUCUUACAAAAAUGUACUCUUCUACAACAUGUGAUGGCAUCUUAUUUUUGUUUUUUUAUUCAGAGUGACAAGUGUAAAGUUUAGGCAUUGUUCAUAUGGCGUUUUGUACUUCCUAUCUUAUUGACUGAACUGGUUGAUUGUAAUCCCAAGUGCAUUAAAGAGUGUAGAUAUUUACACAAAUAAAGCUGCCAAACUAA
Messenger RNA from Chelmon rostratus (copperband butterflyfish), 5102 nucleotides. It is a transcript of the gene sufu, whose product is annotated as suppressor of fused homolog (Drosophila). Gene Ontology annotation, cellular component: nucleus; cytoplasm. The record is from RefSeq and is a predicted model, not a curated record. Gene Ontology annotation, molecular function: transcription factor binding. The coding region runs from base 2189 to 3604 and encodes 471 amino acids. The transcript has 12 exons. NCBI's taxonomy places the organism in Eukaryota, Metazoa, Chordata, Actinopteri, Chaetodontiformes, Chaetodontidae.